Molecule: messenger RNA, 2727 nt
Organism: Arctia plantaginis
Lineage: Eukaryota; Metazoa; Arthropoda; Insecta; Lepidoptera; Erebidae
Source: the annotation of a GenBank genome assembly
AUGAGUGAAAGAUGUCAAACGAAGUUUACAGAAAAAUUUGAUAAUAAAAAUUAUAUUAUUUUCUUCGGAGUUAUAUGCACGACGGUCGCAGUUUUAUAUUUUUACAGAUUUCACUUUGCCACUAUAGCAUUUAGCUAUGUGUUGGGAUGUCUGGCUUGUUAUUACGGGCUCAAUUCUAAUAUUUUACACGAGUAUAUUAAUAAAUUAAAGUGCCAUUUUGUCGAUGAGACGUUUGAAGAAAAAGAAGAUGCAACUGUUAAGGGUUGCGAGACUUGCGGGUCAAAGGACUGCGCAAGACAUGACUCUAGUAUAUCAGCAGAACCUUGGGUGGGACUCCAAAUACACAAGCAAUUAGAUCAAGCAAUAGAAGAUUUCUACAAUGCCAUCCUGGACCAGUUCAUAAACUCCUGGUACAGCAAAAUCACAUUGCAGCCGUUCUUUGUAGAUGAACUGAGACAUCAGCUGCGGUAUGCUUCUGCGUGUCUCCUGCACAGAGCUGUUAAGAUAAAUUAUUCUCGUUUUAUAACGAACCGCUUGAUUCCGUGUGCGUUACGUCACUAUUCGUCAUGUGCUCGGCUGCCGUCCGGCGAGGCCCUGGACUCGAAGCUAGCGCUGCACCCCGCGGCAGCUAACAGAAAUGCUGAACUUAACUAUCUCAGGGCGAUCACCAACGCAAUCAUGCCUUAUUUGCUCAAGAGCACCGACUUGCAGAAUUCUGUAUUUUGCGUAUUAAUAAGGGAGAUAUUCGCUGGCUGGGUGCUACUGUCUCUGACGGACGUGCUGGCAGACCCUUACAUACUGAACACGCUUGUCAUAUUGGCGACUGGCGAUGAAACCAUGGCCCAGCUGCCAACUACGCCUAACUAUAAGGUAGAAUUUCUAGAAACUUUCGCCCGUCAAAGUGAAUCUAUAUACAUUCAGAGGCCCAAGAUGCUUCGAGUCGAGUUGGACUUUGUGAUAUCUGAACAGGAGUAUUUUUAUGCGUUUAUGCAGUUUCUGAAGACUACUAGCCAUAUACACUUACUGCAGUUUUAUAAUGAUAUUAAAUCAUUCCAAACGAAGCUGCUGGACCCGUCGCUGGACGGCAGGUCGCAGGCGCGGCUGCAGCGCGAGGCGGCGGAGCUGUGCGCGCGCCACGCGCCGCUGCUGGCGCCGCACCACGCGCUCGUGCGACACCUGCGCGCCGCGCGAGCCGACGCCGCCAGCGUCAAGCAGUUGCAGACGAGUCGAGCGCUCUAUCAAGCCGCGAGGGAGUCCCACGCUUUAUUAGAGAAAGUUAUGCUACCUAAAUUUUUACAUAGUGAAGAGUUUUAUAAAAUACUUAUUGGAGGCCGAAUACCGACGGGAUACCAGAAACACAUGACUAAAAAACCCCACGAACGACUUCUAAAUACGGCGUUAAAAAUAGGACACCGUCUCAAAGGGGCCCUCAAGUCUCAAACUGUUGACGGACAAAUAUUGGAUUGUUUCACGAACAGCGAGGACUCGGAAGGAGACGGCGUCGACAAUAUGGAUAUAAUGAAAUAUUUAGAAGGCUUGGCGAUUGAGGAGUCGAUGAAAGGCCAAAAUUUGAGCAGCUACAAAGUCGUUUUGACUAAUGUUGAGACUAAAUUACAAGCACCUCCCCGUCGAGGAACGGUUCGGGUGUUCACAAUCACCGUUCACCGAGUGGAGGCAGGAACGGCAGCUAGUCUAUGGACGGUGGAGAGAAGCGAACAUGACUUCCAUCUGCUUAGGAGCAAACUUAUAGAGUUUCACGGUGAUAGGUUGCUCCUGGAUCUUCAAUUACCUUCUAGAAGAGACAACAGUCCACUAGAAACUUUACGCUACAAAUAUGAAGAUUUUCUCCAAAGAUUAUUACAAAAAAGUCUUCUGCAAACCAGUGAACUUCUAAGAAUAUUCCUCACAGAAGACGGAGAAUUUGCCAUUAUAGUUCAAGCAGCCACUCCGAACGCCAAUAGCACAGACUUGACGAAUAUUUACCAGUCGGUCACACACAAACUCAGGAAGGAAAAAGGACAGCAUUUGGAGAGUUUUCUUAGGAAUUUAUUAGUAUCUUCUGAUAUUGAGCGCUAUCAAGCUUUGAAACAUGGUCCUGGCCGCGACGUAGAAGAGGCGCAGGAAGUAAACGAGGAGGUACAGGAGGAGCAACAAACGCGUCAGCGACGUACUCGGAAUAUUCAUACGACGGUUUUUGAAAACAAUUUUAAUGUGGAGCCUGUGAUAAGUCCCGUCGACACUCAGCAUCAAAACAGUAUUAUGGGAUUCUCACAGUGCCUCAUGUAUUUGUUAAUAAAAGUGUUCCAAGUGCGUGGAUUAAUAGUGGGCAUCGUGGGCACCAUACUGGGCGUCACUAGGAACCUCGUCGAUGACGCUUUUAAUAAAAUCCUCAACAAUACUUUGCGCAAUCUGCUGUCGGAAAGAAGAUUAGCACAUCUCAUUAGAUUAGGUCACGUAAUUCUGUUGAGCAAGAAGUCGAGUCCCCGGUCGGAGGCGCGGUGUGUGCGGGCGCGCGCGCGGCGGCGCGUGGAGCGCGCGGCGCCGGCGCUGGCGGCGCGGGCGGCGGGCGCGGGGCUGCCGCGCGCGCUGCGCACCGCCUUCGACAUCCUGCAGAGUCCGCAGCUCAAUAAGCAGCUGGUGUACAAUUUGUUAGACCUGUGCGUUAUGGAGUUGUUCCCGGAAUUGGCGACCGUUCAAAACAGCUCACCAACAGUACCAAAGACUUGA